AAAGUGCUCCAGCCCCUAGCGCGCCGGGAUCCUCGCCUCCUCGAGUUUGAGGAGCGGAAAUGGCCAGCGCGGGAGAAGCGCUUUGUUCUUUGGCGGCGCCGCGGCGGUGGUUCGCGUGAGGCGCUGCAGGCCUCUCUGGCUAGAGGGCGGGAGACGGAGAAGCGAGCGAGCCCCGAGGCGAAGGGUGUGCGAGCGAGAGCGUGGCGGGGCUUCCCUCCUCCUCGGCCAGCCUCCUCUUCCGCGAGCGCCUUCUUCGGCCCCCUUGACGCGCCCAGCUGGGGUGGAGGAACCGCGUUCAAAAGCAGCGCGAGCCCAGCAGCUUCCCUCAGUGGCUGCGGGGGACGCCCGGGCGUCGUCGUCGUCGUCGGAGAAAAGGCUCCCGGGACCCCGAAGCCUCCUCUCCUUCCCCGGGUCUUGGGGGAACUUUGUUCCGCCGGCGGCGACGGGAGGAUGUUGGAGGGCGGCUGCAAAGCCGUGAAGGAGGGCGUGCUGGAGAAGCGCAGCGACGGCUUGCUGCAGCUGUGGAAGAAGAAGCGCUGCAUCCUCACCGAGGAAGGGCUCCUGCUUAUCCCGCCCAAGCAGCAGCAGGAGCUGGCGGUGGCGGUGGCGGCGGCUCCUCCUGCUCCGCCGCCUGCUGCUCCUCUCCCCGGCCUGGAGACGACGACGACGACGAGCGCGGCGCCCUCCGUCGUCGCCAAGAUCAAGGAGCUGCCCUUCUCCACCAUGAAGACGGUGGACUGCGUGGAGCGCAAAGGCAAGUACGUGUACUUCACGGUAGUGAUGGCCGAGGGCAAGGAGAUCGACUUUCGGUGCCCGCAGGAGCAGGGCUGGAACGCCGAGAUCACGCUGCAGCUGGUGCAGUACAAGAACCGCCAGGCCAUCCUGGCCGUCAAGUCCACGCGGCAGAAGCAGCAGCACCUCGUCCAGCAGCACGGGCCGCGCCUGCGGAGCGCCUCCAACUCCGCCUAGCCGGGCCCCAGCGGCAGCCAGGGCAGAUGGAAUUCAAGCAAUGCUUCUGGAAGCAAGGUGGACCCUCUCCAUCAAUCACAACCUUGGCAAACAAAGGGACUGCAGACACAAGGGAGAGCAUCAGUUCUGCUGCUGGAGUCUUUCCACUUUUGGUACUGUCCGUGAUUACUCCGGGGAAGCAUUUCAACUCUUGUAACUUUGACUACUGCUUACGAAGAUUUGAAAGGAUUAUUGGUCCUGCCGGGCCUCAAAAAAUAUGAGAUUGUUGCUGCCAUAUUCUCCCCCCCCCCAUCUCUUUUAUUUUUUAUGUUAAUUUAUUAGUGGAUACUUUUGCAAGGUUUUUCUGAAUGUAGGCCAUUUAGAAAGGAAUCACACACAGAGCAUAGUUGCAUUGGCUAUAUUGCUACACUUGAAGGGAGGAGGAAGGCAGAGGAGAGAAGGCGAUGUUGACGAAAUGAAGAGAUGUACCAGAAUAUGGACUUUACAACUAGUCCGUCCCCCCAUGUCACUUUUUACAUCCAUUUUCUGUUUCCACAAGUGAGAGACUAUUAUGAAACUAAUGUGUGAAAUAUGUCCCGGAAUAAGGAAAGCAAUGACUUGGAACCUGAUUUCUAGGUUGCUUUAAUUUUUAUUAUAUGUUCAUUUGGAGAGUAUUAUAUUUUGUAUUCAGUAGUAAAUGCAUUUGGGUAUGCCACUUGUAUGUAUUCCUGCUUCGUGAAGAAGCUAAGGAAAUCUGACUUCAUGAUCAAGGAUAAUCGAUUUAAAAAUACAAUCAUGUUAUGUUCUUUUAUUCAGAUAAUAGAACCAUGCAGAGAACUGUUCAGUGCACUUCUUUGUUUAAGUUUGGGGCCCUGUCUGUAAUGUUUCUCAGAGCUGUUACUUGAUUCUGUUCAUAUAAUUCUAAAACCUCUUCAGAUGCUACACUAAUCAUCCUAUCCAGUAAAUGUCUUACUGUUUAAUUGAGGAACUUUCCCAUAAUUCCUGUAAUUGAGUUCCCUAGAUGAGCCUCAGCGCAACAUUUUCCAUUGCCCCCCUGCCAUAGCCUCUAAGAACACAGGACAUUUCAGUCAGGGAGCAGCACUUAAAAAAAAAAAACUAAGCAAAGAUUCUGCUUUUUUUGUUUGUUUCUAUUUACAGUCUUAAUAUAGAACAACAAGUAAGGCUUCUAAUAACUUUGUUUCUUUUCAAAAGUUAUUUUUAAACUGAUUCAUUCAGUUACAAGGAGCCUAACGUAGUUAAUUGGAUAAGGGAAGGCCUUGGGUUUUGCAAGCAUUUUGUUGAACUUAAAUCCAACUUAACCAGACAUUGUUGGGCACCUGCUGAUACUCAAAGCAUAGGUUCCUCUGAGUACCCAAGACUGUUCUCCUCUUUGCUGUUAAAACCUGUUUACCUGAGCAUGCAGGCACUCUAGGUAGAUAUAUAGAUUAGGCAAGUAAAUAGAUUGCAGCAACAACCAGUAAAGUCAUUCAGGGAGGGACCUUAUGAAACCUGCCUUGCCCAAAAGGUUCCCCAAAAGCCAACCCUGUUAUAAAGGGUACCUUGUGGUUCCUUUUAUCAUUUCCAAGUUAGUCUAAGUCUGCCAACAACAAAUAAUGAGAUUUUGCAUCCAUUAACAACGGGUUAGUAGUACUGCAGAGCGCGCACUGUUAAGAAUGCAGGCCUAUACAAGUUAUGAAUGGCCUGUCUUAGGCUUUGGUGAUACCCAGUGUUCGUCAUACUCUGAGUAGAACUAUUGAAAUCAACAGGCUUACGUCUAUUGAUUUCAGUGGAUCUAAUCUUCAUGUCUGUUGACAGUAUUCCUGGCUUCUUUCCUCAACAUUAUCUAAAUAGUGUUUAAAUGUUUGUAAAAUAAAUCACCCCGAAACACCAGUGGUUUCAGAAACAGGAUUUACAUUAUUAGUUUUGCCAGUCUCGUUUUUCCCACCCAAAUCAUUGAGAGCCCCUCUCUUCCUGUCUACCUCCACUUCCACGGUUUAAUGUUAUGGAAUGGGGAAUUGGACCAAAAUAUUAAAUUCCAUGCUCAAUUUCUUGAGGUUAACUGAUGUUGUCAUAACUUCUCAAUACAGUGGUACCUCUGGUUAUGAACCUAAUUCAUUCUGGGGGUUCGUUUUUAACCUGAAACCAUUCUUAACCUGAGGUACCACUAGCUAAUGGGGCCUCCCGCUGCCGCCGCACGAUUUCUGUUCUCAUCCUGAGGUAAAGUUCUUAACCUGAGGUACUACUUCCGGGUUAGCAGAGUCUGUAACCUGAAGUGUUUGUAACCUGAGGUACCACUGUAUACUCUGUUUUUUUAAAAAAAACAACAACAAACGGUGGCAGAAGUCUUCAGUCAUGCCAACUUUUGUUAUUUUUCACAAUGUAUUGGAAAACUUUGAUGCUAGCUAAGCCUUGUAAUGGUGGAUUCAGCUGAUGCUACUGCCUUUAAUGCAUGACUGACUAGGCUAAAGGCCCACAGACAUUAUCUCCAGUCACCUCAGAACAAAUUGUAGGAAAAAUAUGAGAAGUGUGAAGGAAUCAUGCUUAUUCUCUGAUAUGAGGAAUAAACAUCUUCACUUUUUGUGGCCUCCUGUUGGGCGUAUCUUAAGGACAAACUUCCUUCCCAUCCCAAGUUCAUUUUUUGUACUGAGAAUAUGUGACUUGUAUGAUCAAGUUGGCUGUGGCUUUGUGCUUCUUCACCUGGUCUUUAGGACUGCUUUAUUUUGUAUUACCUUUAAGACUUAGAAGAAAUAUCCACAGGAAUUGCUCCGCUGCGUCUCUGUUGCUAAGAAAUGUCUUUGCAGUGUAUAAAACAGAGGUCAUUCCUAGACUGUUUGAGACUAUGACAGAGGGCAACAACUUUAGGGUUGUCUCCAACUAUGCUUUACUCAGAACAGACCCAUUAUAAAAGUUUCAUGAGGAAAGGACAAAUUUUACCAAGUUCAGGGUAUAGUUACCGUGUUUCUCCAAAAAUAAGACACCGUCUUAUAUUUAUUUUUCCUCAAAAAAACACAUGGUGGCUUAUUUUCAGGGGAUGUCUUUAUUAUUAUUAUUAAGUAUGGUACAGUUUAACCUACAAGGUUAAACUGCCUAUCGCUAUGGCUUAUUUUCGGGGUAUGGCUUAUUUUCGGAGAAACACGGUACUUAGUAAUAAUGGAUGGUUUUGCACAUGUGCUUUUUUGAGCUUCCCCUCUGUGUGAUGUUCUGCAUGGUGCAGAGACCCCACAAAUGGAGCCUGUUACAGUGGCUUCAUUACCAGCCUAUCUCCAAAUAAGGUCCCAAUGAAAAGAAGUUUUACAUUAGUGUUGCAAAUUAAUGGGGGGGGGAAGCAACAGGUAGGCCACCUGUGAUCCUCCUCGGAUGAAGAUAGAACUUUAAUAAAACAAACAAAUUUCUGCGUCAUGGUAAACCUAUGAACUGCAGAGGUUUUUCGUACUUUGCUCCUUUCUGAACAAAAAAUUACAUUGGAACUAGGGAUCAGGGUUUCUUCAACGCCAAACAAACUACAGUAUGAAGCCACAAUUUCUUCUUGGCUUACUAAUUGUGGUUUGUUUGAGCAAAACAAACCAAAAUCACCGGCUUGGAUUUAUCAAGAAGUCAGGGGUCAUGGUUUGUUUACUCAUCCUAGGGGAGGAGUGAAGUUGGAGCAAUCUCCACAUUCGUUAUAAACUUUAUAAUGACGUGCAAACUGGACAUUUGUUUCUCAGUAGGAGAUGCCUGUUUUCAGUUUUCAGAAGAAAGGAAAUCACCCCUGUGGUUUUUCUGUUACAUUUUGGAAGUAAAAAAAAACUCCCUACCCUUUUCUUUUUUGGUUCAUUGUUUUCAAUUCCUGGCUUUUGCAAAGUAGCUGCAGUGAUGUACCAAAUGUUUUCUGGCACAUUGUGAGCUGAAACAAGUGUUAUCACACAAAAUAUGUGUAAAUAUGAUGCAAAUGAUUUCUGAGAGAUGUGAUUUAUUUUUCAAUAUGCAUUCCAUUUCAAAUAAAGAAAUAUUAAUUGAAAUGUUCUCUUGAUAUGGUAUGAAAAGACUACAUCGUCAAAGGAAGAUGGAAACAAGUUUUCUGGACAUAAUCUUCAAUAGACUGCUGUAAAUCUUACAUCUGUGGAAUAUCAUUUUCAUUGAUUCAGCCAUUUUGAGGUCACAACAUAGAAGGUAGCUUUGUUUUUAAAGAAAAUCCAUAAUUGGUUUUCAUUAGAGAGAGGCCUCAUAAGAGAGGCCAGGUAACAAAAUACUAAUAAUUACAGUGGAUCUUUUCAAGAAGGGUUUCCCCCCUUGUGACUCACUUGAAUGCAAGGUGCAUCUAUAACAUUCUGCUCAACAUGACAACCUUCAUCUGUAGGGUCUGUUCCUUUCCUCCUCCACAGCAUGGUCCUUUUGGAGAAAAUUGUGUUUGCCACAGGCUAUAAGCUUUGCUUUCAGGUUGAAGAGUAAUAGAGGCUGGGAGGUAGCGAUUGCACAAGGCCACCCAACAGGUUCACGACUGAGCCAGAAUUCGAUGUCGUAUUUCCAAAGGUCCAGGCUGAAUAUGAUGUUCAUAUGAAAAAAGAGGGAAUUUAGUAGUUCACUAAAGUAUGUGUUAUUAUGUGACUAGGAGCCAUCACAUGACAAGUUAACUCAUUUCCAGUAAGGAGGGAGGGGAAGACACUGAAAAUACUGUAUGUUUUGAAACAAGGCCUUGUCUGUCCAUGCAUGGCAAUUUUCAGCACUCUAGCGCCUGGCAUGCAUUCAGCCAGCAUCAAAACAUUGUGACCUCCCUAUUACCCAAGGGAAUUGCAAAAGGAAUUGCUUAGUCAUCAUCACACAGCAGUUCUGUAAAUCAGUGGGAGGAAUACAUCAUAGUCGUCUUGGAUGACUGAAUGGUGACUCUGGAAUGGUUUCUUUUUCCUUUGCUGAAAGCAAGUCCCUAAUCCAUUCUAUAAGUGUUGGUUUCUUUUCUGAUAACAACAAGGCAGAUGACAUUAUUUCGAAACAUGCCACCACUUUUCUAUUUAAAAAGAGAGAGAGAGAGAGAGAGUCUCGCCCAAACUCUCUUUGGCACAUUCUCCCUGUUGCUCUCCUUUGCCUUCAGCUUGACUGAAGACAAUGUGUAACCUGGCCCAUCUUCACACCCAGGCAAAACAAUAUCCAAGAGAUAUUGUUUGCAGAUGAUGCAGCCUGGACAGUGCACCCUACAGAGACUCAUCGGUCGUUUUGGAGUUCUGCCUCACCAUCAGCCUGAGAAAGACCAACAUGCUGGGUCUUUCACUCCACCCAUCAGUAUUGGUGACCACAUGCUUGAGGUAGUAGACAAUUUUGUCUACCUGGGCUCCGCUAUAAGGCUUUGGGGAAUCUGAUUCCUCCCCCUGUGGCAGUAGAUAAGAUGAUCAAAGAAAGGAAUGUCUUACCAGUUAGAAACUUUAAUAAUCACAGCGAGCGAACAAAGAACACCACCUAGAAAUGGUGGUGCUCCCAAUUAAGGAUCACACCUCCUUCCAUCACUAUUAUUCUACGUCACUCCUACAUCUUGUAAUCUGAGCUUGUACCCUCUGUGGUUUCUGUUCUGAGACUUUCUGAGCUCUUCUUGACCUUGGGCUGAGUGGAGGAAUGCUGUCCAGAGACUGUUUACCCUCUCUCUUCUAGUGUUUCUUCUCCCAGCUGUUCCCCAUCCUGCAUUUCCCAGCUUCUGCCUUCUGAACUAUGUCCCUCUGUAAACCAGUGUUCCAAAUCUAUACUUUCCUCCUGAUCCUGGAAGAUGCAGGAGCAGGAGGAGAGGGUGGCUCCCACCAUUCCUCCUCAGUGCAGCCCUCCUCAGCAUGGUCCUGAAAUCCAGCAACUUUUCCAUUGAUGCUGAGCUGGACAAGCAUAUUAGUAAAGCAGCUACAACAAUUUCUUGCCUCUUCAAAAAGGUAUGGAAUCUUGUGAUGCUAAUAGCCAGUACCAAGAUGAAGGUCUACCAGGCUUGCACGUUGAGUAUGCUGCUUUAUGGAAGUGAGUCAUGGGCAACUAACACCCCCAAGAAUGAUGCCUUAAUGCCUUUCGUAUGUGGUGCGUCAGGAACACUUUGGGCAUCGUACAGCAGGACAAAGUCUCAAACUAAUAUGUGCUUUCCCAAGCCCAUGUUCCCAGCAUGUUUGCACUUCUGUCUCAGUGAUGUAUGCGUUGACUUGGUCAUGACCACAGAAUGGAAGAUGGCAGUUUCCCAAGGACGUGCUUUAUGGGGAGCUGGCUUCAGGCACUAGACCUGCUGGCAGACCAACUCUUGUGUUACAAAGAUGUCUGCAAACAUGUAAUGAAGGCUGGCAACAUUAACCCCUGCCAUGUGGGAAUCCCUUGCAGAUGAUCACAGUACCUGGAGACAGAUGGACAGAUUGUGUAUCUGCAACAGUGACCAGAGAAGGAAUGACUGCUGGGAGGAGCACAGAGAGAAGAAAUACCAUGGUGCACCCCUAGCAGCAAAACCAGACCCCUUCAUCUGCCCCACUUGCAAUAAACCAUGUCUCUCCCAUAUUGGUCUCUACAGCCACUGCAGGCACUGCAACUCUCCAGUGGUUUGACUUUACCCCUGCAGGUGCAUUCUUCUGUUGUCUCCCAAGACAGACGGAUGCCAACAACUUGACUCUCAGUUCAUAUGUUGCAUCAGUUAUUGGAUAGUUGUUAGUGGGUGGGCCACCUCAGGAAGUGAGGCAUUGAAGGGAUAGGUGUACAGUGCAGUCCUAUGUAUACGGAGAGGUAAGCACCAUGGAGUCUGAUGAUGCUUUAUUCCAGAAAACUAUUGUUAUGGGAUUGGAAGGUUGGUUUGAAUGAUGUAUUUUGGUCCCCUCCAGGUCUGUGGUUUUGUAUUUGUCAGGUGGGGAUAUGUAGUAGAAGGAACUGUGGUCAAAACAUUUCUCACCUGGCUGGAGGUCACCUCAUCCUAGAGCCUCAGGGUCUAGUCUGAACUAGUCUUGCCUGGAGCUGGGAAAACACAGAGGCUGGGUGUGCUCUCUCUGCUAGCUCCAAAGCUAUGGCUUGGGGGCCUCCCUAGAAGCCAUGGGCUACUUGCAUUGG
Molecule: messenger RNA, 7971 nt
Organism: Zootoca vivipara (common lizard)
Lineage: Eukaryota; Metazoa; Chordata; Lepidosauria; Squamata; Lacertidae
Gene: PHLDA1
Product: pleckstrin homology like domain family A member 1
Biological process (GO): positive regulation of apoptotic process
Molecular function (GO): phosphatidylinositol phosphate binding
Source: RefSeq, a predicted model, not a curated record